Messenger RNA from Entrophospora candida, 380 nucleotides. The record is from the annotation of a GenBank genome assembly. NCBI's taxonomy places the organism in Eukaryota, Fungi, Glomeromycota, Glomeromycetes, Entrophosporales, Entrophosporaceae.
CUGAUUGUAAAUUUCUUCAAUUAGUUCAUGGAAUCAAAGCUCCCACCAGUGAAUAUUUUUGUCUUUGUUGUGAUUGUUCAAAGUUUCAAAGAGCAAAUAUGAAUAUUCAAUGGAGUAACACUUAUAAUACAAAAAAACAAAGUUUUAAUUAUGAUUGUUUAUUGCCUAUGUUUGAUCAUAAAAACUGGAUACCAGAUGAGUUGCACUUAAUGCUUAGAAUCAGUGAUAUAUUAUUAGAAUGUUUAUUUUCAGAUCUUUGUAGAAAUUUAAAAAAAUUUGAAAAUGAGAUGGCUAAUAGAAUAAUCAAAGAAACCAGAAGAAUUGGAAUAACCAAAUUUGAAUUUUAUGAUUUAAAAAGUUCUAUGGAUCAGAUAAAUUGA